AUCUUCCAACUACUGGCUCAAUCGCAUCCAGUCCUUUCUCUACUGCAAUGAAAAUGGCCUCCUGGGAAGUUUUUCUGAAGAGACCCACACGUGCACCUGCCCAAAUGACCAGGUUGCCUGCCACGGGUUCCUUCCCUGCACGGUUGGAGACGGCUCUGCCUGCUUAAGCUGUGCUCCUGACAAUCGCACGCGCUGUGGGAGCUGCAACGCUGGCUACAUGCUGAGCCAGGGGCUUUGCAAGCCUGAAGUGGCAGAAUCGACAGAGCACUACAUUGGGUUUGAGACUGACCUUCAGGACCUGGAAAUGAAGUAUUUAUUGCAGAAGACAGACCGGAGAAUUGAGGUCCAUGCCAUUUUCAUCAGCAAUGACAUGCGCCUCAACAGCUGGUUUGAUCCUUCUUGGCGCAAGCGGAUGCUCCUUACUCUUAAGAGUAACAAGUACAAGUCUAGCCUGGUCCAUAUGAUACUGGGCCUCUCUCUUCAAAUUUGCCUAACUAAAAACAGCACCUUAGAGCCCGUUCUUGCUGUUUACGUCAACCCUUUUGGGGGCAGCCACUCUGAGAGCUGGUUUAUGCCUGUGAAUGAAAAUAAUUUCCCAGACUGGGAGCGGACUAAACUGGACUUACCCCUUCAGUGUUAUAACUGGACACUGACUCUGGGCAACAAGUGGAAGACAUUUUUUGAAACUGUACACAUCUAUUUGAGGAGUCGAAUAAAGUCAAAUGGUCCAAAUGGCAAUGAGAGCAUCUACUAUGAACCUCUGGAAUUUAUUGAUCCCUCAAGAAAUCUGGGCUACAUGAAAAUCAAUAACAUCCAAGUGUUUGGCUACAGCAUGCACUUCGACCCAGAAGCAAUUCGAGACUUGAUUUUGCAGCUGGACUACCCCUAUACUCAGGGAUCACAGGACUCGGCACUUUUGCAGCUGUUAGAGAUAAGGGAUCGUGUAAAUAAACUCUCUCCACCUGGUCAACGUCGUCUAGACCUCUUCUCUUGCUUGCUUCGUCAUAGACUCAAACUGUCUACCAGUGAAGUGGUGAGGAUUCAAUCUGCUUUGCAGGCCUUUAAUGCCAAAUUGCCAAACACAGUGGAUUAUGACACAACCAAAUUAUGUAGUUAACCAUAAACGUGAAGCACAACACAAAACCUUGAAGGAGUUUUUACAGUGCUUUUGUGGAACAGUUUAUGUUUGGAAGAGUAAAUUUAAAUUGUCUUUUCAAUAUCUGUCUUAUAUCAGUCAAUACUGUUGGAUGGCAAUUUACACACAUGAACUUGCUGACAAUGAAUAUAUUAUAACUGCAGUUUUGGUUUAUGAAUGAAAUAAAUACUGACACCAGUCUAGAAGACAUUCUACUUUUUACAAUAAAUUUCAUUUGUAAUUUUAUAUGUUCCGUGGCAAUGCUUUUGUGCAUUACAUCCUCUAGAGGGAACAUAGAAGGAUACCAAUAAAAUUUUGUAGCUGAACAGUUA
Messenger RNA from Eurypyga helias (sunbittern), 1467 nucleotides. RefSeq names its product BMP/retinoic acid-inducible neural-specific protein 3. The annotation marks the transcript as partial. NCBI's taxonomy places the organism in Eukaryota, Metazoa, Chordata, Aves, Eurypygiformes, Eurypygidae. The record is from RefSeq and is a predicted model, not a curated record. Gene Ontology annotation, biological process: negative regulation of mitotic cell cycle; positive regulation of neuron differentiation. The transcript has a single exon.